This is a messenger RNA of Callorhinus ursinus (northern fur seal), 672 nucleotides long. It is a transcript of the gene PLLP, whose product is annotated as plasmolipin. Gene Ontology annotation, cellular component: membrane. NCBI's taxonomy places the organism in Eukaryota, Metazoa, Chordata, Mammalia, Carnivora, Otariidae. The record is from RefSeq and is a predicted model, not a curated record. Gene Ontology annotation, molecular function: structural constituent of myelin sheath. Gene Ontology annotation, biological process: myelination.
AUGGCCGAGUUCCCGUCGAAAGUGAGCACGCGGACCAGCAGCCCCGCGCAGGGCCCCGGCGCCUCGGUCUCCGCGCUGCGCCCGGACCUGGGCUUCGUGCGCUCCAGCCUCGGUGCGCUCAUGCUGCUGCAGCUGGUGCUGGGGCUGCUGGUGUGGGCCCUGAUUGCCGACACCCCGUACCACCUGUACCCGGCCUACGGCUGGGUCAUGUUCGUGGCUGUCUUCCUCUGGCUGGUGACAAUCGUCUUCUUCAUACUCUACCUGUUUCAGCUGCACAUGAAAAUGUACAUGGUGCCCUGGCCGCUGGUGUUAAUGAUAUUCAAUGUGGGCGCCACUGUUCUCUACAUCACGGCCUUCAUCACCUGCUCUGCUGCCGUCGAGCUGACGUCACUGAAGGGCACCCGGCCCUAUAACCAGCGUGCGGCGGCCUCUUUCUUUUCGUGUUUAGUGAUGAUUGCCUACGGAGCGAGCGCUUUCUUCAGCUUCCAGGCCUGGCGGGGAGUGGGCAGCAAUGCAGCCACCAGUCAGAUGGCUGGGGGCUACGCCUAGACCACCCAUGCCAUGGCCCACCUUGGGGCUGAAGGCUGUAGCCGGCUCCCAGUGUGGGGCGGCCCGUGAGCCCGAGGCCUGAGCCCUCCGUGGAGUUGGCCUGGAAGGGACUACACUUGCUCU